GGGCCGCGCCGCGACCUGCGCCACAGCCCGGCCGUACCGGGACGAGCCGGGUGGUGCUCCCCGGCCCCGCUCCCCGCGGGGCAGGAUGGCUUCGGUUCAAAGGGAGGCGCUGUCUCAAGAGGAGCUCCGGAAAAGACUGUAUCAGACUUUUAAGAGCCGAGGCGUGCUGGACACACUUAAGACACAGCUCCGAAACCAGCUCAUCCAUGAACUAAUGCACCCAGUUUUGAGCGGAGAACUUCAGCCACAGACAGUUCCAAGCGAUGACAGUUCACUUUUGAUCACAGCUUCCAACAGUCUGGUGGCAGAUCAUCUACAGAGAUGUGGCUAUGAGUAUUCGCUUUCAGUUUUCUUUCCAGAAAGUGGAUUGGAGAAGAAGAAGCUGUGGACUAUGCAAGACAUUCUUCACUUAAUGAGGAUCAGUCCAAAGUCCAGUCUUUACGAAUCACUGACUUCAGGAACCCAGAAGGAAAAUAAAGGUUUUCUUAUGCAGAUUUUAAUUGGACUUACAGAGCAUCAUCUAAAUAAGGAAACUCAUAACACAGAAACUCAGACAACCUCAGUGCCUCCUUAUAGAGAAUCUCUUGCUGAGAAGCUUCAGCUGAUUGAUGAGCAGUUUGCAGACUCUUAUCCCCAGCAUCAGAAAUACGAAUCUUUAGAAGUAAAACUUCAUGAAUAUAGAAAAGAAAUAGAGAAGCAGCUUCAAGCAGAAAUGCAUCAAAAGCUGGAACAUUUUAAAGAAGUUGAAGUAGCAAAGAUUAAAAUGGAGGAGAAAGUGCAGACCCAGAAAGAAAUCUCUGAGCUGCGUCACGAGUUAGAGAAGACACAUCAAGCAAAGUCUGAAGCCUUGAUUUCUCGUGAAAAGAAUGCUAUUGAGAGACUUCAAAAGCAACAAGAGAUAGAAGCAAAGGAAGUGUAUUCUCAGAGACAAAGUCUGCUGAAAGAUAUCGAAGCCGUAAGAACCAGGGAGGCAGAACUGAAGGAACGGAUGGAGGCAUUUGAACUCACUCAGAAACUUCAGGAAGAGAAAAAUAAAGCUAUUGAUGAUGCACUUCGGCGUCGAGAGGUUGCUGUGAAGAACAUAGAGGAAACAUAUGACCAGAGGCUGAAGACAGAACUCUUAAAAUACCAGCUUGAAUUAAAAGAAGAAUACAUAGCCAGAACCAAUAAAGUUACUGAAGAUGAGAAAAAAAAUAAAGAGAAAGCCAUGCUUUUGCAUGAAGAAGCCAUUGCUGUUAAUUCGAAAAAGGAGGAACUCAAGCAAGCUGUAUCACGCACGAAAGAGCUUGAGCUGGAUUUGGAGUCAGUGAAGGCUCAGGUUCUGUUGGCAAAUAAACAGAAUCAGUUGUUGACAGAGAAACUGAAAGAGUUAUCAGACUAUCCUUUGCUAAAGGAGGAGAAAUUGGAGCUCCAAGUGCAGAAUAAACUACUUAGGCAACAGUUGGAUGAGGCUCGCAGUGAGAACCAGCAUCUCCGAGACAAGCUGUCCCAGCCCUCGGCAGAGUACUUGGCCUGCCAAGUGGAGCUGAGGAGAGUAGAGCACUCUAGGAAGCUGGUGCUGGAUGAAUUUGAGAGUCGUAAGCAGAUUUUGGAAAAGCAGCUACAAAGUAAGGUUGAGCGUUGUGCCCAGCUAGAGACCCAACUGUUAGAGUCCGAAGCUACUGUCAGAAAAUUAAACAUGCAGGUUGAAGAACUGAAACUGCAAGUGAAACAAACACAGGCAGCUCUGGAAAAUGAAGUGUAUCGGAACCCAAAACCUUCGCUUGUCGAUCGCUCUGUCCUUGACUUCACCGGUGACAGAGCUGUACCCCAUGAUAUUUACGUGGAUAGUGCAUUCCUGAAGAAUCGUGUUAUGACUGAUGUGAUGCAGGUAAAUGCUGUGCCAAGAGACAGCCAGCAGUUACAGCCACGCAGUGCUUCCCCGGAUUCUGACCUGGAGUACAUCACGCAAACCUGGGCUAGAGUAAAAGAGCUAUCAAAAGAGGCAGAGUACUUGGAAGAAGCUUACAGGAAUUACCAACACAGAGUCAUACAGAAUGCAGCUGCAAGCAGAACACCAAGAAAGAUGGAGUCUCCUUUAGUUCUACAGCAUGCUCUUAGUGGACCCCCUUUGACUACCCAGCAUGAACUUGUAGAGGAUAAUCCCAGCUUCCCACAUUCCCUUCUGAGCAGUCCAAGAGGUGAAGAACACGUCAAAAGAACUGGGCAGGCUGAUAUCUUUAAAAAUCCCUUAACACCACCACAGAGAGGAGCAUCAUCGUCAAGACGCCUUUCAUCUACUCCCAUUUCCAAAUCCAUGAGAGAUCUCAGUAACAAGAAAAUUCCAGAUGACAUGAAGAGCUCAUCCCUUACCUCUUCACAGCAGAGUGUUGACCAGGUGCUUUCUCCUAUUUCAAAGCCAUAUCUGCUUUCAUCCUCUGAGUCUAUUCCUUCCUCACCAUCCAGUCAUGCCCAGAAAAUCAGACUUCAGAGUCAACAAACAGAUAAACAAGAUCUCAGUGAUAUCCACAAACCUAAGAAACUAACGUAUGAGGACCUUGAAGAACACAUUUAUUCCCUUGAAGAUCAGGGGGACGUGCCAGAGGAGUGUGAAAGUGAUGCGUUGCUUCCAUCUGGGGACAUUGUUAAUGGAAACUGUGUCACAGCUCCUGUGCCAGCAACAGCCACUUCACUGCAAGAUUUAAAGAUGCUGGAUCAAAGACAGAUUGAAGAACAGAACAGAGAAGUUGAGGAAAACUUAGAAGAAAGGACAGCAAGAGAAGAAAGGAGAGAGAGAGAACAACAGGAAGCUUUGGAAAGCGAGCAAGAAGUGGAAAAGCUUAAUAAAGAGGUGUAUAUCCAGGACUCGAUGACAAUAGAUGAAGAAAAAGAAGAUAAGGAGGGAGUAAAAUCUGUGAAUAGCAAUUCUGGUGCUGAAGAUCAUGUAAGGGAUCCUCCUCCAAAUCCAUUAGAAAAAUACAUGAGAAUAAUUCAGCAAAGCAGAGAGCAGGAUCUGCCAAACAAGGAUUCAAAAAAAGAAGAAAUAGGAGAAGUAUCACAUUCAGAGGGACUUCUAUCUAGUGAAAAGGAUGACAGUGUUGCAAACAUUUCUCAUGGAGACAUGGAUGAAAGCUUCUGGUGAACAACAGCUACUGAUUUUUUAAUUUUAAUUAUUAUGAUAAGAAAGAUGUUGUUAAAGCAGCUUUUUGCCUGUAAAAGGUUGUAAUAAAUGUUAAGCACUAACAUUGCAGGCUGUGUAAUUAUAAAUUAAUAAAGCUGAUUUUGAGCCUUCUCA
Messenger RNA from Corapipo altera (White-ruffed manakin), 3274 nucleotides. RefSeq names its product OFD1, centriole and centriolar satellite protein (gene OFD1). Gene Ontology annotation, cellular component: centrosome; ciliary basal body. Lineage: Eukaryota; Metazoa; Chordata; Aves; Passeriformes; Pipridae. The record is from RefSeq and is a predicted model, not a curated record. The transcript is spliced from 23 exons. The coding region runs from base 86 to 3121 and encodes 1011 amino acids. Gene Ontology annotation, molecular function: protein binding. Gene Ontology annotation, biological process: epithelial cilium movement involved in determination of left/right asymmetry.